Messenger RNA from Marasmius oreades (fairy-ring Marasmius), 1115 nucleotides. RefSeq lists its product as uncharacterized. The transcript has 4 exons. Lineage: Eukaryota; Fungi; Basidiomycota; Agaricomycetes; Agaricales; Marasmiaceae. The record is from RefSeq and is a predicted model, not a curated record. Bases 36 to 1115 code for a protein of 359 amino acids.
CUUGUCAGUGUUCUAUUUAUCGAGUCUCCUUCACCAUGUCUUUACCUCAAGAUGCGUGGUCUCAGAACGAGUCAAGGCACUGGCGCACCAACCCUAACGUCAAUAGGGAUAGGUAUAGCAGAGAUCACGGUCAAAGAGGACGCGGCCGAGGAAGAGGAUGCAGAAGAGGACAAGAACGAGGUGACGAACCCACGACGGAAAGUAGCAGAAGAAUGAAAAUGGAAAAUAUUGCUUCUGUUAGUAGAAGUAGCGGUUUGGAACGGGAUGGUGACGCAUUGAAAGAUUUCAAAGUUCAAGAGGAAUACAGGGUGUUCAUUCAAGAAAAGCUCGACGAUCUCAGGACCCAGUUCCCCUCAGGAAAACCAACCAACUCGUUUGGUCGUCAACGAAGGGUCGAGUUACAGGAAAACAUUCUCAUCCUAUUCCGUAAAUUAAGAGAAGGCAUCAUCUCAUCCCAGCGAUACGAUCAUUUCUCACUCGAAGUUUACGAAACAUCCCUAUACCUCUCCUGCAUCUUCCAUUCCCCAACACAAACCACCUCCAUCAUCGGACACCUCCUUCCGGACUUAUAUGACAAAAUACCCGCGCCGCAUCGAAAUCUCGUACCUUCGAUUUUGAUAUCACUGUUACAUGAACUGGUAGGGGGAUACCCUUCGAACGCGGGAUUUCAACGAACCUUAAAGGCCAUCGGAAGGUUGGAUCAGUCAUCAGAAGCGUAUAGAUGGAUAACGGACCUUAGUGCAAGUCUUCGAACACGGAACUACACCCGAUUCGAAACCCUCACGCGAUACGAAGCAUUCGUUCAGUUACUUUCCGAUGAAGGAACGCAGAUGAAUCUGAAAAGCCAAGCCGUGAUAUCCCUCAUCAACACCCUACGUACGAAAACGCGAGAGACAACAUGGUCGAUAUUGAGAUCUGCCUAUCGUGAGUUGUCUUGUCAUGAGGAAUCGGGGACUAGACCGUGGUUGGUACGGUCGUUGGCGCUGGGAAAUAUAGAUGCAGAGCAGUCGGAUAAAGGAUUGGAUGAAUGGUUGGAGGAGAAAAGCGGAUUGGGGGAUGCCCAUAGGAAGGAAGGUGUACAACAUCGUUGGGUAUUGGUUAGAGUGCGUAGAUGA